Chaetomium fimeti is the source of this 1158-nucleotide messenger RNA. RefSeq lists its product as uncharacterized. The record is from RefSeq and is a predicted model, not a curated record. Lineage: Eukaryota; Fungi; Ascomycota; Sordariomycetes; Sordariales; Chaetomiaceae. Gene Ontology annotation, biological process: vesicle-mediated transport; protein secretion. The transcript is spliced from 4 exons. Gene Ontology annotation, cellular component: Golgi membrane. Bases 187 to 762 code for a protein of 191 amino acids.
UAAGUGAGCGCUUCCAUUUUUAGUGAGACGAACCUUGGGUUGAAUGCAGUCGGAGUCGGUUCUUGGCAUUCUCGCAGUCGUUGGCAGCUGGCAGGGGAAGUGGACAAGGUUACGUAUCACGAUACAGGCAACAUCACGGAGCUCCAGGCCAGAGCUGUCUCCAAACCAAGCAACGACACUCUCAAAAUGGAGCAACCACAGGCCACGCCUGGGUCUUUGACCUGGCGCUUGAGCUCACAUCCGAUUACCCUUCUCACAUUUUUGGGUUUUCGAAUUUCUAGUCUCCUCGUCUACCUCUUCGGUCUACUCUUUACCGACAACCUUGUCAUGAUCUUCAUCAUCACCAUCCUCCUCCUCGCCGCCGACUUCUACUACCUCAAGAACAUUGUCGGCCGCCGGCUGGUCGGACUGCGCUGGUGGAACGAGGUGGACGCGUCGACGGGCGACUCGCACUGGGUGUUUGAGAGCAGCGAGCCCGGCACCAAGAUCAUCAACCCCACCGACAGCCGCUUCUUCUGGAUCGCCAUCUACACGCAGCCCGUCUUUUGGGUCCUGCUCGCGCUCGUGGCCGUGUUGACGUUCAAGUUCAUCUGGCUGCCGCUUGUUGCUAUUGCGCUCGUCUUGACCAUCACCAACACCCUUGCCUUCUCGCGGUGCGACAAGUUCAGCCAGGCGUCGAAUUUGGCGGGCAGCGCCUUUAGCGGCGGCAACUUGGCGGGGAGCAUUGCGAGCAACAUGGUCGGGAGGUUCUUUACAAGGUGAUCGCAUACGCGCCGCCGAGAUACACAUGCCGAUUGAGGCUGUGAGGUUGCUUUGAUGGUUGGCCGGACCCACAUCUGGAAAGUAUGGAAGGGGUGGUGUGGUACGGCAGCUACGAAACUCGAGUUCGUGAAUGGAGUUUAUACUAGGGCGUGGCUAAGAGUGAUUCAUUGUAUGAUUACGAGCGCUGCGGAUUGGCGUUUAGGAAAGGGGCUGGAGUUGCCAGGCACGUUUCACCCCCAUAAAGUGGUCGCCAUAUAUUUGCUGUUCUUCUCCCCCCAAAAUGGCCAACAAUUGGGUACGGCGAUGAGAAACAAUGCGCCGUCCCAGCGGUCCCUUUGUUGUGUAACCCUUAUCUGCGUGAGAAAAGCUGUGGGGCUAUAACUCGGCGUGUACCAC